CCCAUGUUUGUACCUGUCUUCGCUGUCCAAUCUGUCGCCACUCAGUUCCGAGGAAUGUCGUCCGUCGUGUGUGUACAAUUCCAUAACUCAUACGAUUCUGCAUAAUUGGUGAAAAAAAGUGAUUUAGUGGAGUUUCUUGUCGAUGUCGCGAGUGUACACAAUGUGCUAGGAAGCUGUUCGGUGCAGAAGAAAAUCACUUUCCGAUGAAAAAUGGCAUUCUUAUGUCCGGUGCGAAUACGUCGUGGCAAGAAGAAAAAAUCUUCAAAUGGCGACAUCGAUAAGGAUUUAUCACGGCCUGGUAGCGGACUUGGCCUCAAUCAUGGCAUGGGAAGGAUAACCGGUUCAGCAAGUAUAGAGACCCUAGUGCGCGUUGGCAUCGAAAAGGAACAUGGUCUUAGCCCGGAUUCCAAAAUGGUCGUCUUGCACGACUUCACACCAUGCGUUGAUGACGAACUUGAAGUUAAACGAGGACAAAUUGUUAAUAUACUCUACCGUGAAAAUGACUGGGUGUACGUGAUAGGGCAAGAUACUCGACAAGAAGGUUUCAUCCCCUAUUCAUAUUGUGCGCCAUACAACACCCAGUUGGCUGACAUGGCAAUCAAGAAGAAAUUGCCACGCGAUCAGAGUAUACCAAAUGACUUAACGGACGGGGUCACAGACGGGGCACCGGAGCUUAUCGAUGAGACUGGUACUGUAGGCUUGGGAACAAUAGGAUCGGGAGGUGGUGGAGGAGGUGGUAGCGGAAGUGGUGGACUGCAAUCCCCCCUGAAGCAUUCACAAGCGAGUUUGAGUUCAGAGCCUGAUUUCUUGCCUUUUGCCAAAGAUCCUAGUGGUCGUUAUAUAGUCCUGUACACAUUUAUAGCUCGAGAUGAGAACGAUGUUUCGGUGGAACGAGGAGAGUUUGUAACAGUUUUAAAUCGUGAGGAUCCAGAUUGGUUCUGGAUCGUCCGGAGUGACGGUCAAGAAGGGUUCAUUCCGUCCGGAUUUGUCUAUCCUGCGGACAAUGUCCUUCAGUCGAAAAGUCUUGCACAGUCAUCAAUCCAGAAUAAUUCGAAUAACAAUCAAGCAAAUACGAUAGCAAAUAACAACGUAACCACUGCCACAAAUCAUACUAAUUCUAAUGGUACUAAUCAGAAUACAACAAUGAAUUCCGCGAAUAAUGUAAAUCAAGGAAAUAGUUGUACGCAGCAACCGCAGCAGAUGGUUGGGGCUGAUGAUUUGAGAUAUCACGGAACCGAGUUGGUUAUGCUGUAUGAUUAUAAGGCUCAAGCACCGGAUGAUCUUUCUGUGAGGCGGGGCGAUUGGAUCUAUGCUGAUUUAAAUAAUCAAACCGUUGAUGGUUGGCUUUGGGCAUACGCUCCGAAAACUAGGAAAUAUGGCUUCAUCCCCAAAGCAUACGCUAGACCGCCAGCUAUGACAAGUUUAUGAAAAAAGUGAAAUUCUCGUGGCUAUAAAACGUACUGUACAAUUAUUGAAAUAGGAUCGCUAAAACAAAGUGAACAAAAAUAAAUUAUGAAGAACAAACAACUAAGCUGUAAACUA
This is a messenger RNA of Hermetia illucens (black soldier fly), 1542 nucleotides long. It is a transcript of the gene Dlish, whose product is annotated as SH3 domain-containing protein Dlish. The record is from RefSeq and is a predicted model, not a curated record. The transcript has 3 exons. NCBI's taxonomy places the organism in Eukaryota, Metazoa, Arthropoda, Insecta, Diptera, Stratiomyidae. Gene Ontology annotation, molecular function: protein binding. The coding region runs from base 211 to 1428 and encodes 405 amino acids.